UGGUGACGUCGCUUGUUGCUCCUUGUUAGAAGUUCCUCUUGCCGAUGCAUCUCCGAUAGACCCAUGGUGGCCGAGACUGGCCGCCAUAGUAAGCAGGAUAUCAAUGAUUAUCGCUACUGCAAUUGAUCGGUGUAGGGGAAUCCUCGGUGCUGGCGCUCGGCUCAAGCGUACAUCCUGAGCAGCAACAUGGAAUCGUAGAAGCGAGAAAAAGAAUAUAUAUACACUUCUAAAGUCUCUUGAUCUCGUCGGUAUACAAACUACAACACUUCCUUGACAUACAAGUUCUCCAGAACCUACGAACCCUCUGCAACAAUGCGUUUCAUCUUCAUCGCUGCUCUCGCCCUCGUUGGCUCUGCUUUUGCCUCCCCUCAGGCCAAGCUUCCUGCCGGCCAGCCCUGCAAGCAAGACGGAAGUCUGGGAGUCUGCGACAGUGGUCUCUGUGUUCAACUUCCUGGCCAGCCCCAGGGUGUGUGCAAAUAAGCCCUGGUAGAGAAAUUACGGGGAGAAAUGCAGCACGUGCGGCUCCAGCCCCGUUGCAUUUCGAAU
Molecule: messenger RNA, 546 nt
Organism: Aspergillus alliaceus
Lineage: Eukaryota; Fungi; Ascomycota; Eurotiomycetes; Eurotiales; Aspergillaceae
Exons: 3
Coding region: 313-480 (55 amino acids)
Source: RefSeq, a predicted model, not a curated record